This is a messenger RNA of Diuraphis noxia (Russian wheat aphid), 2772 nucleotides long. RefSeq lists its product as uncharacterized. Gene Ontology annotation, molecular function: transcription regulator activity. The record is from RefSeq and is a predicted model, not a curated record. Lineage: Eukaryota; Metazoa; Arthropoda; Insecta; Hemiptera; Aphididae. Gene Ontology annotation, cellular component: nucleus.
CAGUUCGCCUUCUGCCCGUCUGCCGGCCACAAGUGCCAGCUCUCGUUCCGUUCGCUUAUCACACGGCUGCCGCCCGACGACGACGUCGCUACUCGCUCGCUUGUUCGCUCCGUGACCACCGACGCCGCCGCCGCCGCUGCCCCGCCCCGCGCCCACUGUGAGAGCGCGCGCGUGUGUAAUUGAUUCCAUAAUCUGUCCCAGUCUAAUUUCGCGCGCCACUCCGUGUGCGUCGUCGUGUCCGYCCGUCUUGGUGUUUUGCGGUGCGUUGUUUUCGUGUUUCCGAGCAACCGAUCGCUAAAAAUCGCAUACGACUAAUUGAUAUUGAUAUUACUGUUUUUUUUUUUUUGUGUAGACCGUGUGUUUGUUUGUUCGUGUGUUGCAGUGUUUGAAUAAUAUUUUUUUUACAAAAAAAAUUAUUUUUUUUGUUCGAAUACCGGCGGUUGUGCGUAAUUUUAUUUUUUAAUUCAAUCAUAUUAUAUUGUUCAUACCCGGUUCGCGCCGAGAUCGUUGACGAUAUUAAUGGUGCACGUUUGUUCCGGACACAUUUUCGGAUUACCGUUCUUCCGCUCCGGAUUCACCGAAUGAUAUGCUAUUGGUGAAUCACGUCAAAUGCUUGUGGACAUGAGACCCGUUGAGUCCAGCGAGAACAUUACGAUUAUGGACGAGAUCGACGAGCUGUUAGGCACCCGGAGGAGUUACGGCUGGAACUCGGGUUCGCGGCCAUCGAUGAUCAGUGCCAAGUAUCGGCUGAAAGAAGAGCGGCGUAAGGUGCUUAAGAUAUCUGUGAACAAGAUGAAGAAGAUCGACGACGCCGAGAGUUCGCUGUGUCGGUCGGUGUUGAUCAACAACACGGUGAAGAGGCUGCAGGCCGAGACCAGGGACGACCGGACCACGGGACGGACGUCGCCCGCCUCUCCACCUUCGCCGACGUCCGCCGGUUACGGUUACCAUGGUCCUCAGCAGUCGCAACCCUGCGGCGGCCCGGGUGGUAACCCGCAGCUCGUGGACAUCACCAACCUCAGGGAAUCGUCCUGCACCAACGGUACCGGCAGCGUCGGAGUUGGCGGUAACGCGGUUACAGCCGGCAAGACCCUGGCCAACAACAACAAUAACAACAAUAACAAUUUAAGUAGCAACAAUAACAAUAAACCGCUGACGGAUUCGCAGUCCCAGUUGUUGGCGACCGACCACCACCACCACCACCACCACCACCUACUACACCACCACCACUUACAACACCACCACCACAAUAACAACCACCACCAUCAUCAUCACCAUCAUCAACUACAACAGCAACAACAACAACAACACCAUCACCUCCAUCACCACCAACAGCAGCAGUCGUCGGUGACUGCGCCGGGUGGACCGUUACCGUAUGGGUAUGAUGACGAAGUGGACGACGAAGAUGUUGAUGACGAAGAAGUGGAUGAUGACGACGUGGAUGACGACACGAUCGCGUCUAUAAUGAUGCAACUGCCUUCGUCGUCACCUCGUAACAAGCGGAAGCGGUGCGUGGAUGAACCGUUGGACGACUUGCUGUCGCAGUUCAUCAACAACCAGCGCGAGGAGGAGGACGUGAACGUGGUGGACCUGGACCUGCAUGAGUACCCUGCAGCCAAGAGACUGAGAACGGAUGAGGCAGCCGCCGCGGCCGCCGCUGCCGCAGUUGCUGCCGUCGUGUCGGGGACCACCCCGUCACCAGCAGACGCCACCCCGUUGGCCACUGACCUCUGUUCGCCCGACUGUUGGUCGCUGAUGGACGCGUGUUGUGACGACUCGCUCGACCUGUACGGCAGCCAGGUGCCGUCUGCCGUCGAACAUCAGGACGUACUGCUGCAGCCCACCACCACCUCCACCACCACCUCCACAUCAGUAGACUGCUGUUCGUCGCUGUCGCUGUCGCUACCGCCACCACCCCCRACGCUCGACGAACAUCAUCAGCAUUACGGCGUGGCUGCAUCGUCGUCGGCCACCGGUUCCACGUCGCCAACGAACCUGUCUUGCGGACAGGCGUCCAUGUUCAGCGAGAUGCAGUCGGCAAUGUUCCGAAAUCUGAUCGCCUCGCUCGAGUCUUAACCGCCAUCGCCGUCGUAUUCCGACGACCGGAAAGGUGGUUGGCAUACCUAACAAAAAAUUAAAUUUUUGUUUUCCCUUAUACGACUGUCUCCUAAAGUAUAUAUUUUAUUUCAUUUAAUCGAGUACAUACCUGUCUUUACGACGCGUCUGUGUGGUGUACGUCUUAUCCUUUUACUACGUUUUUGUGCACACGAUCACGUGCGAUAUGUGUUAUUAUUUUAUAUGCAGUCCAGGAGAUUAAUUACAAAAAAAUGACCAUUUUAUUUUAUUUUUAUAUUUUUAUGUGCAAUAAACGACCAAUUCGCGCAAAUGUUUUUUUCGUUUUUCUCUCUGUAUCUAUUUUUUUUUUCAUUAUUAUUAUUAUUAUCAUUACUUUAUAUAACUACUAUAAAUAUAUAUGAAAUGUAUCUUUUUUGUUUUGUUUUUAAUACGUUUUUCAAUGUUCAUACGAAUAAGUAUGCAUUUGAUUAUGUUCUUCAUUUUACACAUAAUCAUAUGUAUCAUGAAUGACGUGUACAUAGAUAAUCAUGAUAAUUUAAUAUUAUGAAUAUUGUAUUUUUUGUUUUUUCGUAACUGUAGAUAAUCAAACAAGGGCUGUGUUAAAUUCAUCCAAUCGGUCUCUUUUUUUUUUAAUCGAAUGAAAAGAGUAUAAAAUUAUAUUAUAAUAUGUAUGUAUAAAAUUAAAAUAUAAUAUUA